AGUUAUUCACACGUUUGUUUUAUGUGUUAUUAUUUUAUAUACGCAUUUGUUGGAACUUGGAAGUUCGGGUAUAUCUCUACUUUUCAUUCUACAGAGCUACAGUUAAGUUUUUAGUUGUGUGUGGCUUUUGACUUGCCGGUACCUAAGUUUUUUGCCGGCGGUUGCACCGAUAUGGUUACAUUCUGGGAUAUUGCCAUAUACACACUACGAACCUCUGGUUAUACUUCACUGAUAUCUAAUCACAAUUAUAGCAAGAACAUCGGGUAGGAAUAUCUCACUUUCUCACUGCAAACAUAAUAUAUAAGCAAUCUGCAACUGCUGGUGUCUGGUCACUGGUUUUCACUUACAACGUACAAAACCCACCAUGACGAAAUCCAAGGGUAUGCUUAUACUUAUUGCAUUCGUUUUCACUCUCGUGUUUGCUUCAACUUCUUCAGCAAAUGUCACUACAACCACAAUUACCAGUCUACCGGGUUACUCCGGCGACCUCCCUUUCACUUUCGAAACUGGGUACGUUGGUGUAGGUGACGAUGAAGAAGUGCAGCUGUUUUACUACUUCGUCGAGUCUCAGAGGACUCCAGCACAGGACCCUCUGCUGCUGUGGAUCCCUGCAGGGCCUGGUUGCUCUGGUCAGAUUGUAUUCUUCUUUGAGAGUGGACCGCUAGAAUUCAAAUAUAGUGAUUACAAUGGGAGCCUACCAACACUUCAUGACAACCCUUAUACAUGGACAAAGAGCCUCAAUCUCUUAUACGUGGAUGCACCAGUUGGUGCUGGAUACUCCUACUCAACAACCCAAAGUGGUUAUGUAUUGGACGACUAUAAGCAUGUGGCACAACUCUAUGAAUUUUUGCAGAAGUGGUUGGAUGCACACCCUACUUAUUUGAAAAACAUACUCUACAUUGGUGGUGAUUCUUACUCUGGAAUGCCAGUUCCCAUGCUCGCACAAACAAUAAUAAACGGAAAUGAAAAUGGAAGUAUCCCCAUGAUGAAUUUCAGAGGAUAUGUGAUUGGGAACCCAGUAACUGAUACAGCAGUCGAUGGUAAUGCACAGAUUCCUUAUGCUCACCGGCUGUCUCUAAUAUCAGAUCAACUGUAUAAGUCUCUUAAAACAAGUUGCAACGGCGAAUAUGUAAUUGUGAAUUCGAGCAAUCAUGCAUGCAUUGCAGAUCUCGAUGCCUUUGAUGCACUCACUAGUGACAUAAACACAUUACAUGUCUUGGAACCAUUAUGUAGUAAUGGUUUACCUACACAAAAGGAGAUGGUUCUGACGAGGAGAUAUCUCAAGGAAACAGCUACCGGUUUACAAAGAUCACGACCUAACGGCCCUGCACUUUGGUGUCGGAGUUACCGUAGCAUGCUCAACACCAUUUGGGCUAACGACAAAGGUGUUCAGGAUGCUCUUGGUGUCCGAAGGGGAACGAAAAGGCUUUGGCAACACUGUAACACCACACUGGACUACACUGAAGAUGUCACCAGCGUAGUCAUUUAUCAUCAAAGUCUUUCAAAAAUGGCUGAUCUACGUGUUCUGAUAUACAGUGGUGAUCAUGACAUGCAAGUUCCUCAUAUUGGUACACAAAGAUGGAUAAGCACACUGAAUUUGACUGAGGAUGAAUCCUGGAGGACAUGGUCAGUUGAAGGCCAAACUGCAGGAUACACGAAGAAGUUAAUCAAUGGAUAUAUGACUUUGACAUAUGCGACUGUAAAGGGAGGAGGCCACAUUGCUGCAGAGACAAAGGUCAAGGAAUGCGCUGCCAUGGUUGAUAGAUGGAUGGCUUACUACCCUCUCUAAUUAUUCUGGGUUGAAGUAUGAGAACGAAAAUAAUCACCAUAAUCUACCUUGUCUUAUUUUUAUCUUCUCCAUCUCAACAAAAAUAGGUUAAAAAAUUCGAUCAGAUAAAAAAA
This is a messenger RNA of Fragaria vesca subsp. vesca, 1902 nucleotides long. RefSeq names its product serine carboxypeptidase-like 18-like. The record is from RefSeq and is a predicted model, not a curated record. Lineage: Eukaryota; Viridiplantae; Streptophyta; Magnoliopsida; Rosales; Rosaceae. The transcript is spliced from 14 exons. Gene Ontology annotation, molecular function: acyltransferase activity, transferring groups other than amino-acyl groups; serine-type carboxypeptidase activity. Gene Ontology annotation, biological process: proteolysis; secondary metabolic process. Bases 365 to 1789 code for a protein of 474 amino acids.